AUGUCUCUCUUUCUCUCUCACACAUUCUAUCUCUUUCUCUCUUUUCAUUUCUCUCACUUACUCUGUUUCUCUUACCCUGUCUUUCAGUGUAUUUCUAUCAGUUUCUUGCUACUCUUUCUGUUUCUCACUCUCUCACUCUGUCAAUCUAUCAGUUUCUUUCUCUUCUUCUUCCUUCCAGUGUAUUACACUUAUUUUAUCAUUCUGUUUAUGACUUUCUCCCUGUUUCAGUCUCUUUCACACAUAAAACACAUACUCUCUCUCUCACUCUUUCUCUCUGUCAACCUAUCUCUAUUUCAGUUUUUCUUAUUCCUCCCUUCUCUCUCAUUCAUUCUAUAUCUGUCUCUCUUACUCUCUGUUAGCCUCUCUUUGUCUACCUUGCUAUUUCUCUAUCUUUCUCAGUUUGUCUGUCUCUUUGUCAGUCUCUCUCUCUCAAUCCCUCUGUCUCUGUCACUCUCUUUCACACAUAAAACACACUCUCUCACAAUUUCUCUCUGUCAAUCUAUCUCUGUCUCUAUUUCAGUUUCUCUUAUUCCUGCUCUCUCUCUCUCUCUCAUUCAUUUUAUAUCUGUCUCUUUUACUUUCUCUUUCAGUUUAUCUUUAUUAGCCUCUCUUUGUCUAUAUUGCUCUCUGUGUCUCUCUUUCUUUUUCAGUCUUUCUCUCUUUCUCUUUCUCUGUCAGUCUCUUUCACACAGUCUCUUUCUAUCUCUGUCUCUUACUCCACCUCUCUCUCAUUCUAUAUCCACCUCUCUUGCUCACCUUUUCAACCUGUCUUUUUCUUCCUCUGUCUGUCUACCUGUCUGUCUUCCUGUCUCUCUUGACAAAGAAUCUUAA
Molecule: messenger RNA, 831 nt
Organism: Acanthosepion pharaonis
Lineage: Eukaryota; Metazoa; Mollusca; Cephalopoda; Sepiida; Sepiidae
Source: the annotation of a GenBank genome assembly